Aspergillus versicolor CBS 583.65 is the source of this 2225-nucleotide messenger RNA. RefSeq lists its product as uncharacterized. NCBI's taxonomy places the organism in Eukaryota, Fungi, Ascomycota, Eurotiomycetes, Eurotiales, Aspergillaceae. Gene Ontology annotation, molecular function: DNA-binding transcription factor activity, RNA polymerase II-specific; DNA binding; zinc ion binding. The transcript is spliced from 3 exons. Gene Ontology annotation, cellular component: nucleus. The record is from RefSeq and is a predicted model, not a curated record. Gene Ontology annotation, biological process: regulation of DNA-templated transcription; DNA-templated transcription. Bases 25 to 1983 code for a protein of 652 amino acids.
CAACAGCAUCGGAGCACUCCCGUCAUGACAUCUUGCGUCAAGUGCAGGUCUCGGAAGGUCAGAUGCGACAGGGCCAGGCCGUCGUGUGGAUGGUGUGUACGGAACAGCCAAAAGUGUGUGUACGCUGGCAAACGCAAGCCGGGGCCUCGCAGGGGGAAUGCACGGCACCUACAGAACAAGAUAGAGCAGCUGGAAAAGUCACUCAAUUCUCUGAGCAGCCAACUCCAAGAGCAUCUAGCUCCCCCAGGCCGCUGCGAGAGUCACCCAUUGCGUCAAGAACAGCUCCCUUCUUCCGACGGCCACACUCAGCGAUCGCCCAGCAAUAGGGGAACCUCUGUUCAGGCAGUUGAGGUAGUGGAGGCAGAUAAUACUCCGAGUAGUCGAGAACAGAUCCAUGACUACGACAGCUUCUUGGAAAAUGCUGGGCUACCACCAUAUCACCACCUCGCCGCUCUCGCCGACCUAUACUUUGAAUACGUGAAUGCCUGGCUACCCCUGCUGGAACAGGGGUCAAUCCUUGGGUUUCUUCGGAAUCCUGUCGAGCUCGACGAGCCUGACCAAGUCCUACUGCACGCCCUCGUUGUAAGUGGUUCGCGAUAUUGGAAGGAUCCGAAAGCAAUACGACCACAGUACUAUGAGUCCUCUAAGCAGCGAAUUUGUCUAUAUGUUCUGGAGCACUCAGAUAUUAGAGGUCUGCAGGCGCUCGCUAUCCUGGCCGUAGAAGUCCUAGGAGACGCUCACACUGUUGAGGGUAUGAAUCUCCUCGCUCUCCUCGCGCAAAACAUCUUGCAUCUCGGUCUGACUGUCGAGCGCCGCUUCGACUUGGGUCUCUCCAUAGAUGCACCCGCCGGGUUGACCGAGCGCUCCAUGCUCUCCCAUCGGACGUGUUGGCUGCAAGAAGAAGAGAUACGCAGGCUGUUCUGGGCUGUGUACUCGAUCGACAGAUACACAAACACGUGCACAUCUUCUAACUUCAUCAUAGACGAACGCGACGUGGACAGGCCGCUGCCUUGCCGUUACGCCUUGUGGGUAGCUAGAGAACGGGUUGAGACCAGGUGGUACCGCACGGAUAAGCCGUUCGAGGUGACAGCAGAUACUCCGGAGAACAUGGGGAGCUUUUCCUAUACCUGCGAGGUCUCAAGGAUCAUGACUCGCAUCCAUGAGUUCGUCAAGCAACCCUUCGACUUCUAUUCGUCGUCGGAAAUCGACCGGUGGAAGGCCUCGUACGCAGAGCUGGACCGUCAGCUCUCCUCGUGGCUGAAUAGCCUUCCAGGCGAGUACGCUCAGAUAUCAGAGUCGUGCCACUCAUCCACGCGGAGCAGAGUUUCCAACUGGAUCACGCUACAGUCCGGCUUCAUCCUGGCUGCCAUUCGCCUGCACUCAGUUGCGGCAUAUCCGCCCACUCCCUCCGAGCUGUUCAAGGCCUCGUACAUCGCUAUGCAGAAAUGCCUGACAUGCGCCACGAGCAUGAUGAGGACAGCUCAGGACGUUGUGUCCGCUGGUAUGCUUCCGUUGCUCGGGCCGCUCUUUGCUGGUGCUCUCUGGGUCACGGCCAGACUACUCCUCGUCCACGCCUCCGUGCCAGAGCACGACCUCGAUCCGAGCAUCCACUUCUUCAUCUCCACUCUGGAUAAGCUAGGAGAAUAUUGGCCGAUGGCGAAGGUCUUCUCAGACAGGCUUGUAUGCAUGCUGCCGCACACGGACGGCAAUUCCAGGACACUCGAGGAUCUCCGCAGGAUUGCAUUCAGACUGCAUAUCGUCGAGGCUGAGAAGCGAUACACCUUUUCGCAGCGCUGCAUUGCCAUGACGCUUCCAACCAACGAGAUCCAAGCAUUUGGGGUCUUUGAUUCAUUCAACUACCCGCGGCCAUCGAAUAGCUCCUACAACAUCUCGAACUCUGGCGAGGUGACCCCCAGCAGGACAUGUCCCGAUGUUAGAUUCACACAACCUGAGCCCAGCUCAGACUGGCUGGACGGGAAAUGAGGGGCCAAUUACACAAAAACGAUGCGAUACGGAUGCCGUGAACUCAGGUAUACAUAAAUCCUACUUUAGCCUACUUAAUUGAUCAAUCUUUUGUACUCGAACUAUAGAAGGGAAGCCUGACGCAAGAUUAUUUUUGCAUAAUGGGCGCGAGCACAGUUUCACUUUAGCCUGCCCCUAUUCCAAAUAUAUAGAUAUAUAUAUCUAUACAUUAAGUCAGUCUUCAAUUACACAUGAAUCCCGGG